AUGCCCAUCUCCUUUGUCCUCGCUGUUGCUGCUGCUUUGAUGGCAGUGUCAACAUUUGCUAUGUCUUCUGUUGCUGAUACAUCCAUAUUUGCGUCAGGCCAAUACUCAGAAAUGGCCUGCUAUCAUCCUUACACUGGUCGAUUACUGGAACUUUACAGUCUGCAGAUGGACCGGUUAACCGCAUCAUCGACGUUCGAAGCGCAAAUCCAAUCAAGGUCUAAGUAUGUUAAGCGACUAAGUAAUAGCAAUGGGGCAAUCCCAUCAAAGCCAAGUGCGAAGGCUAAGUGUGAAGAUAGGAUUACGAAUCGACUCCAGGAGGGUGCACAAGAAUGGAAUAAAGCGCUCUUGGACAUCAUGCCAGGACAAAUCAAGUAG
Molecule: messenger RNA, 375 nt
Organism: Suillus fuscotomentosus
Lineage: Eukaryota; Fungi; Basidiomycota; Agaricomycetes; Boletales; Suillaceae
Exons: 4
Coding region: 1-375 (124 amino acids)
Source: RefSeq, a predicted model, not a curated record